AUGGGACGUCGAGCAAAGAACAAGCAGGGCCCCCCUGCCCCUCUUCCGCCUGUGAAGGUUGCAAAGCCAGCAGCUGGACCAUCUUCAGCAGUGGCGAAAGGAAAGCGGAAAGCAGAUGAUGUGGCUACCCCUGUUGCUGCCACUAAGCGCUCGGCAGCUGCAUCUCCUGUCGCUGCCAAGAAGGUCAAGACUUCGUCGGUGGCAAACGGCAUUCCACAGUCUGCAACAAAGGGCUCCAAGAAGUCCGUUGCUGGCACAAGCCAGCCUUUGACCAAGAAGUCCAAGUCCAAGAGCGAGACAGAGAGGAGAUCUCUGUUCGCCGACCAGGACCAAGACGAAGAUGCUAGCGAUGGCUUCUCUGGCAUCGAGGAUAUGAGCGAUCUGGCAGAAGACGAUGAUCAGGAGCCAUCAGACGAGCAGAUUGACGACAUGUUGUCCGGCGCCGACGACAGUGAUGGCUUCGAAUACGAAGACCUGGACGAGGCUUCGGACAACGAGAUGGGGGACCCAAAUGAUCGAGAGGCCAGCGAGGAUGGGGAGGAAGGGGAUGAGACGAACUUGACAGAUGGGACGGAUGAGGAGUCUGGCGAAGAGCAACAGCAGCAGCAGGACCCGCUGAAGGCGCUCGGCAUUCCCACCGAUGGCAGCAAAUUGUCAGAGAGGCAGAAGAAGAAGGCACUGGCGGAAGCGGAAAGGCUGGAACUCCUGCUCAAGAGCCAGGGCUAUUCACUCGAGUCUGACGAGGAGGGCGAAGGACAAGGGAGCAGCGGUGACGACGAAGAAGGCGACCUCGCAGAGCUAUCCGAGCAAGAGGACGGUCUUGAAGGCGAAUCUCUGGACGAAGAAGAUCUCAACGAUUCGGAGCUAGCGUUCUUGGAAGGUGCGGACGUCAACGAUGCAGACAGCGACGACGACAGUGAUGCUUCGCUUGAAGGAGAUGCCACCGAAGGCGGCGACUUCAUGCUGCCAACAGUAGAGGAGGCCGAGAAAGAGAAGGUCCUUGGUGCAGACCUGCAAGUGGUCCAGAUGCGAAUCCAAGAGGUCGUCAACAUUCUGGGCAACUUCAAGAAGUUGGCACGGGAUGGUCGCUCUAGGUCAGAGUACAUCGAGCAGCUGUUGGAGGACAUCUGCAGCUACUACGGUUACAACCGCUACCUUGCCGAGAAGCUCUUCAACUUGUUCUCGCCUGCCGAAGCUAUCGAAUUCUUCGAGGCAAAUGAGACUCCCAGGCCUGUGGUGAUCCGUACCAACACUCUUCGUACACGGAGACGUGAUCUGGCCCAGGCUCUUAUCAAUCGAGGUGUCAACCUCGAGCCCGCUGGCAAAUGGACGAAGGUUGGUCUUCAAGUCUUCGAGUCAUCUGUUCCCAUUGGAGCCACGCCAGAGUAUCUUGCCGGCCACUACAUGCUGCAAGCUGCCUCAUCGUUCCUACCGUGCAUUGCCCUCGCUCCCCAGCCUGGUGAGCGAGUUCUCGAUAUGGCUUCUGCCCCCGGAGGCAAGUCGACCUAUCUGUCUGCUAUGAUGCAGAACACCGGCGUCGUCUUUGCCAACGAUUCUAACAAGGCUCGAAUCAAGUCACUCAGCGCCAAUAUUCAUCGUCUAGGCUGCAAGAACGUAGUCGUGUGCAACUACGACGGAAGGCAGUUCCCGAAGGUGCUUGGAGGGUUCGAUAGAGUCUUGCUGGAUUCUCCUUGCUCCGGUACUGGAGUCAUCAGCAAAGAUCCUAGCGUCAAGACGAACAAGAGCGAAAGAGAUUUCCAGCUGCUAGCUCACUUGCAGAAGCAGUUGAUCCUGUGCGCUAUCGAUAGCGUCAACCCCAAGUCUGCCACUGGAGGAUACGUCGUAUACAGUACCUGCUCUGUGGCCGUGGAGGAAGACGAGAUGGUCGUCGACUACGCUCUUAAGAAGCGCCCGAAUGUCAGAUUGGUCCCGACCGGUAUCGACUUCGGCCGAGAAGGUUUCAAGAGCUAUCGCGAGCGCAAGUUUGACUCCAAAAUGCACCUGUGCAAGAGGGUCUUUCCCCAUGCUCACAACGUCGAUGGCUUCUUCCUAGCCAGGCUGAAGGUCGAGCCUAGAAGGAAGCAGGAGGCGGGUGCAGAAUCGUCUAAGGUCGAUGGCGGACUAGAGACAGAUGGCACUGAGGAUGACGAGGCUGGACAGGCUGGAACAGAGCUCGGCUUCAACAACGAGGAGGACGAAGCUCUGAUCAAAGCCGCUCAAGAUCGUGUCAAGAAGGGCAGCAAGGGCGCCAAAGGGGGGCGGAAGUCCAGCGGCAGCGCCAAGGCAUGA
This is a messenger RNA of Microstroma glucosiphilum, 2289 nucleotides long. Its product is annotated as NOL1/NOP2/sun family putative RNA met. Gene Ontology annotation, molecular function: RNA binding; rRNA (cytosine-C5-)-methyltransferase activity. The transcript has 2 exons. Gene Ontology annotation, cellular component: nucleolus. NCBI's taxonomy places the organism in Eukaryota, Fungi, Basidiomycota, Exobasidiomycetes, Microstromatales, Microstromataceae. Bases 1 to 2289 code for a protein of 762 amino acids. The record is from RefSeq and is a predicted model, not a curated record. Gene Ontology annotation, biological process: maturation of LSU-rRNA; rRNA base methylation.